This is a messenger RNA of Suillus subalutaceus, 1099 nucleotides long. RefSeq lists its product as uncharacterized. The record is from RefSeq and is a predicted model, not a curated record. Lineage: Eukaryota; Fungi; Basidiomycota; Agaricomycetes; Boletales; Suillaceae. The transcript has 17 exons. Bases 217 to 978 code for a protein of 253 amino acids.
UAGUCUUCGUUCCAUUUCGUCUGUUUAAGUACUAAUAGUUGAUGGGCCGGGAGACUCGGCGGGUAAAGCUCGGAAUGUAUUUAGUCUUAUGGCCGCAGUGCCAAGCGCAUUGGUUCAUUGAAGAUAAUGCGUGAAUAUAAAGGCAUAAAAGAGUCUUGCAGGUACAACGUCUACUUCAGUUCACUCUCUUUCUUCUUUGUUUUCCCUUCGUGUCUCAUGGCGCCCAAUUCCAUUGAGGGUAUGUGGGGGCCGGGAUUCAUUGGAUACAUCAUAGCUACAGCGCUCUAUGGGAUAUCCUUUGGGCAGUAUAUGUUCUACCUGCGAUCUUUUCCACAAGAUCCGAAAAGACUCAAUCUUUUCGACACAAUGCACCAAUACGCGAUGACAGGGAUAUACUGGUCUAUCUUCAUUUCGUGCCGACGUAGCACGUCCCUCGAACUUCUGGGACUAUUUGUGUCAUAUUCGAUCAUUUUCUUCGUCCAGUGUUUCUAUGCGUACAGGGUGUGGAUAAUCACGGGCAACAAUCACUGGAUUACAGGGAUAAUUGUGAGAUCACCCAUCUGUGGUUUAGCAUUAUACACGAGAAGCGCUGAAUUCAUAUUCAGCACGAAGUGGUCGCCAAUAUCGACAUUUACCAGCGCAUUAUGUGAUUCUGUCAUCACAGGGUCCAUAUGGUUGUUCAUGCGACCAGCACGAACGGGACAUAUUCGGAGAAAAUCAAGAAAUUAUAUCAGUGAUAUGAUGUGGAUUUGUAUCAACAUGGGUUUAUUUUCGUGGUAUGUGCAAUCCUCCACACCUGUUUAUAUGUUUCAAGAUGGUCUUAUGGGACAGUUCUAUACCGCUGCUCCCGGAGCGGUGCUAGCGAAAUCCUAUAUGAACUCGAUGAUGACGGUGCUCAAUGCUAGGAAGUCCAUCCGCGAACGGGAGCAACUUGGUUACAUCUUAACGGAGCUUCCUGCGAUACCUACGGUACGGUGAUAUCUUGUUGUCUUGGCAGACAUCGGAUAUAUAUAUGAUAUUCACAUACACUUAUGACCUCCAUAAUCUUCGGCCAGCAUAUGGGGCGUACCAACUAUCCUACGACUUUCCUUUUAACUGC